This is a messenger RNA of Dictyostelium discoideum AX4, 237 nucleotides long. RefSeq lists its product as hypothetical. The record is from RefSeq and is a predicted model, not a curated record. Gene Ontology annotation, molecular function: nucleic acid binding; RNA binding. The coding region runs from base 1 to 237 and encodes 78 amino acids. The transcript is spliced from 2 exons. NCBI's taxonomy places the organism in Eukaryota, Evosea, Eumycetozoa, Dictyosteliales, Dictyosteliaceae.
AUGGUAAAAACAUCAAUAUAUGUAGGAGGUUUAAAUUCUCAUAUUUCUAAAGAAAUUUUAAAAACAAAGUUUUCAGUGUAUGGUGAAAUACAAUCACUUGUUUUUGUAAAAGGUAAGGAAACAGGAAUAUCAGAAGGUUAUGCAUAUAUUGAAUAUAAUAAUAAAGAAGAUGCUGUGAAAGCAAUAGAUGAUUUAAACGACCAACCAUUUGAGGGUAAUCAUUUAGAAUUAUUUUAG